AAGGUCCAAGCACUCAAGGUCCAGGCACUCAAGGUCCAGGCACUCAAGGUCCAAGCAAUCCGCCAAUUGCUUCAAGGUUGAUUCAGCAUGGGAGGUUAACUCAGGGGUAUCCUAGUUGGCGUCGCACAGUAGCUGAGAAUGAAGAAAUACAACGGGCGCAACGGGGGGGCCGUGCAACUCGUCGACCUCCUCCUCCUCUAGUUCCGGUUCCCUUAAGGAAGCGUUGGCAAAACAUCAAAGAGGAUAUAAUGAAUAGGAUACAGUCUCGUGGCAGAUGGUAUCUCAAGAGUCUACCGGUCUCGAGCCGCUACUAUCAUAGGGAGCCGGCCGAGAGGGCGCCGUUGAAGCAAGGUGAAGACCACAAUCCUUACGACCUCAUGAUAGUCCUUAAAGACGCCCAUACACUACAAGACCCAGAGGAUUUUGUAGAAGCAAUCUUGCGCGAGCUGUCGAACACGGGAGAGUACUCACGGGAUAGGAGUGCAAAUGAUUUUCAAGCCAAUGGAGAGCUUAGUGUUAGACGAAUGCACGCGAACACAACGGCCUGGGAUAUCCUGAAUGACUUUGAUGAUAUCAUCGAAGAACUGACAAGGCUUCAAGCGGAAUUAGAAACGUCCAACCGGGGUAACGCCGCCGACCGCUUGUUCUCAUCGAUAGGUGAGGCGUAUGGUUGGAAUGUUGACGAGCUUAGGAAUUCGGGGUUCCACCACGAGAUCAUGACUUACGUAGGGUUUUCGAUGAUGGGUCGAUUGCGGUUUAUGAGAGAUUAUUAUCGCAAGGACAGAAAUCCCACGGACCAGCCCACGGACUUGUUAGACGAAACGAGCAUAACACUUUCAACGCGAUGGUUCAGCGCCGCCGUCCACUCGGCAUCAAUGAUUGAUGAUGUUCGAAUGGUUGAAUGGUUUAGUAACUGGGCAGUUCAUUUCCCUGGCCGCCACAUCACCGAGUUUAAUACUUCUCAGAUAGACUCUGCUACGGCAAUCGGCCUUUUCGAGGUCGUUUAUAAAAUCAAAUACGAACAUGCAGUUCGAUUAGUCUCUUAUGCAGACUUCGCCAAUGAUGUAGAUACAAUCAAUAGCUUUUUAUCCUAUAAAGGUACUGUAGAGGCUUCGGAGCCGGCGAGGAACAACGAAAUUGUUGAUCUAUUCGACAAUUGGUUCAUGCCGUAUAUAAGAGCGUUAAUUAAUGUUUUCACCACAUAUCCCGAGAACAAUGCCGAAUUUUGGCGGAGAUACCGAACAGGCAACAACAACAUCGUACAACUACGCAACAGACUCGUAAAUCGUAUGGAUAGCACAAAGGCCCCUACGUACCUUGGCGUAGGCCGGUGGUGUAGACAUGCACCACCACCAGGACAACAUGAGCAUAAUGGGGAAAGGAAAAGAAUGCAGGAGGAACGCUGGACAAAAGGCUGGUAUUGCGUAAAACAUCGCCCAUGGCUUAGAUGUACCUCUUGCGGUUGGAAAUAUUCAUGUGUUAUAUGCGCAAACCCGUAUUCCUGCCCUCAUUGCAAAUCAUCCUUUAGAUGUACCGAGGAGUCAUGUGCGGUCAAGUCUGACGACCGCCCAGAGGGUACCGACGCCCAACCCAGUUACCGAAUAUCUGUGUCUACAAACUCCGAGGGUUGGCAACAAAAUGGCAGGCGAAUCACGCCAAGGUCUGCACGUAAUAUUUUCCAGAAUAUGGGUCGCGAGGCGCGUUACCGGCAGUUUUUCCCAAAGACCGUGAACGAUAUUCGACGGGACGGCCCGAUCUAUAAUAAGAAUUUAUCCGCGAAAUUCCACCAACCACAUCAAGUGCUUAAUGGUGGGUAUGAUAGGGAGGGCAAAUACCCGACCAUAGAUCGUAACUACUGGGAUACGGACCUUGGAGCUGAAGGACUCAAGUUUAUUCAGCCGUGGGAAGUCCCUCAAUAUCCUGGACAUGUCCCUACUCAACCUCGGCGGGGCACUUUUAGUAAUCGGGGUGGUCAGAGUGGUGGUCAGGCCAGUAUGGCUCUGGUUGAGAGCGAUAUAUCAGACACAGACACGGGGGGAAAGCGUAAGAGGGAGGGGCACGACGAGGAUCUUCUGGAAGAUAUGCUCUCGGCGUUACACACGGCGAGGAAGGCGAAGCGCUGAGAGACUUCGAAAUAUUGUUUUGUUACUUUUCCUGCCGUGCGUUGAAUACAGUCCACAUUUCUUGCUA
Molecule: messenger RNA, 2190 nt
Organism: Daldinia vernicosa
Lineage: Eukaryota; Fungi; Ascomycota; Sordariomycetes; Xylariales; Hypoxylaceae
Exons: 5
Coding region: 249-2123 (624 amino acids)
Source: RefSeq, a predicted model, not a curated record